Messenger RNA from Penicillium paradoxum, 711 nucleotides. RefSeq lists its product as uncharacterized. The transcript has 2 exons. The record is from RefSeq and is a predicted model, not a curated record. Lineage: Eukaryota; Fungi; Ascomycota; Eurotiomycetes; Eurotiales; Aspergillaceae. Bases 1 to 711 code for a protein of 236 amino acids.
AUGACCUCAAACUCGUCCCUUGCCGGAUCAGGCACCGCUUAUUCUUCAGACAUGGAAGAAUCAUCAUUUCUGAAACGUAGUCGUGUCAUUCACUUUGCACGGCUCGGUUUAUCCUUCUUGACCUUCAGCAUCGCUAUUGCUGUCGUAGCAUGCGAAGCCCCACCCUUGCGGCAUUACAAAAAUACCUCCCAAUGGGCGAGUGCUGGUCUCGCACUGUGGCCUUUGAACUUCGAUCUCCGCCCCACAGUUGCAGCCAUUGCCUGUGGAUGCAUAAUUGCCUUCUUGAACCUGGCUUACAUUGCCGCUGCGCUCCUACCAUCUCCGCACUCCCGCAUCAAGUCUAUCAACAUCUACGCAUCAGCCUCAGCCUUUGCUGGAUUUGUAACCGCCCUAGUCGGCAUCCUGUUUAUCAUCUACCUACCCUCUUCGGAAUAUCCCGCAGGUUUCAGCAAGAAUGAAACUCUCCACAGCUGGACUUGCAGGUGGCAGAACGGGACAAGUAGUACCAAGAGUCCCCGUCACUUUAAUCGUGACUGUAUCAAUACUCGUGCCGGGUUUGUCUUGCUGUGUGUACUUGUUGGAAUGGAGGUCCUGAUGGGCCUUGUUGCUGCUGCAGGAAUGUGGUUGCAGCGGGAUGUUUCUCGUCGUCGUGAAGCGCAGUUCCAACUUGAGAAAUUGGAGGUUGCCACCAAGCAUGUGUACCGGAAUUGA